Molecule: messenger RNA, 1605 nt
Organism: Thyridium curvatum
Lineage: Eukaryota; Fungi; Ascomycota; Sordariomycetes; Thyridiales; Thyridiaceae
Exons: 8
Coding region: 1-1605 (534 amino acids)
Molecular function (GO): ligase activity
Source: RefSeq, a predicted model, not a curated record
AUGGCCGCUCAGCCCUUCCCCGUGCGGAAAGCAACCACCAACUUUGGCGCGCCGAGUUUCCAGGACAACCGUACACAAUGGGACACGACACUCGGGAUCUUCGAGGGAAAUCUGAAGCAGGUCGCCUCAGAAGGAAAUGAGAAGUCGACUCAAAGACACGUCGAACGAAACCAAUUACUACCACGAGACAGGAUAGCUCUACUACUAGAUGCAGAUUCACCAUUCUUGGAGCUUGGGGCCUUUGCUGGCUUCGGAGUCGAGGGAUCCAACUCCUGCGCCAACAUCAUCGCAGGCAUUGGUCUAGUGAGCGGGAAGCCAUGUCUCUUGAUGUCACACAUUCCCACUCAAAGCGGCGGAGCUUGGAAUGAAUUGACAGUGCUCAAGGUGAACCGGAUCAUGGAGAUCGGGAUGGAGAACAAUCUCCCUCUUAUAUCACUGGUGCAAUCAGCAGGCGUAUUCCUCCCCCAACAAUUCCGGGUCUUCCACAAGGGCGGGCAGCUCUUCCGUGACCUCGCAAUCCGUUCACAACAGGGCAUCCCUUCAUGCGCCAUCGUCUUUGGCCCCUCCACUGCUGGUGGCGCCUACCACCCCGCAUUGUCAGACUACACGAUCUUCGUCAAGGACCAGGCACAGGUUUUCUUAGGCGGUCCUCCUCUGGUAAAGAUGGCCACAGGAGAGACCAUCGGAGCGGAGGAGCUCGGCGGAGCCAAGGUGCACGCGACGCGUACAGGCCUCGCUGAUCAGAUGGCUGUGGACGAAUUCGACGCUAUCCGCAAAGCGCGGCUCUGGAUGGCUACGCUUCGAGUUUCGCGCAGUCAUUUACCCUCCACGACACCGAUGGAGCCUCGGUACUCGGCCGAGGACAUUUUGUCGUUGGUCAACUGCGACAUCCGGAAGCCCUUUGACAUGCGUGAGGUCCUGCUGCGGAUCGUGGAUGACUCGCGACUGGCCGAGUUCAAGCCAGAGUAUGGGCGCAAUAUGCUCACCACUUGGGCGCAUAUUCAUGGUUUCCGAGUCGGCAUUGUCGCCAACCAGACCCCUGUCAUUCACGUCCAGGAAGCCGUAAAGGCUGCUCAGUUCAUAAGGCUCUGUAAUCAAGAAAUCAUGCCGAUCAUCUUCCUCCACAACGUCACCGGCUUCAUGGUCGGCCCCAAAGCAGAGCAUUCCGCCAUCAUCAAGACAGGCGCCCAGCUGGUCUCCGCAGUAAGCUGCUCCAAGGUGCCGCACAUCAGCAUCAUUCUGGGCGCGUCCUACGGCGCCGGCAACUACGCCAUGUGCGGCCGCUCCUACCGCCCCCGCUUCCUCUUCACCUGGCCGACGGGUCGCUGCAGCGUGAUGGGCCCGGAUCAGCUGGCGGGCGUGAUGGAGACCAUCAAGACCAAGGGCGGCUCCGGGGCCCCGAGUGAAGCCAUCAAGGCCGAGUUGCAGAAGCUGCGCGACGACGCGCUCAGGGACUCGGACUGCUAUUCGACGAGCUCGAUGUUGAUCGACGACGGCGUGAUCGAUCCCCGGGACACCCGUGACGUUCUCGGCAUGUGCCUGGACGUGGUCCAGCUGCCCGAGGUCGCAAACACGCAGAGCUUCCGAAGUCUGGCUAGGAUUUAG